Molecule: messenger RNA, 2018 nt
Organism: Oreochromis niloticus (Nile tilapia)
Lineage: Eukaryota; Metazoa; Chordata; Actinopteri; Cichliformes; Cichlidae
Gene: ndufaf7
Product: NADH:ubiquinone oxidoreductase complex assembly factor 7
Exons: 11
Coding region: 137-1510 (457 amino acids)
Biological process (GO): mitochondrial respiratory chain complex I assembly
Cellular component (GO): mitochondrion
Molecular function (GO): protein-arginine omega-N symmetric methyltransferase activity
Source: RefSeq, a predicted model, not a curated record
GGAUGGUAUCUCUAUUACUGCGACGAGCUUAGCGUUAGCAUGUGUAGCUUUAACCUUUUUGCACGGGGACGGUGCAGCUUUUGACCUGCUGUAACUUACACACGGAUAUCAAUAAACGCAUUCAGACGUUUUUAUCAUGUGUACCAGAAUGAGGGCUCUUCUCUGUGUUAAAGCACAGCCGCUGCUCAGCAGAGGUUUUAUCCACCCUGUCAGGCCGUCAACAGCAGUGCGAUGGCAAGCAGCCCCUUCCAAACUCUUCUGCAGCUCUCCACCUGAUGGAAACAACACACCACCUUCCAUGCUGCGCCACCUGACCUCCAAAAUAAAAGCCACGGGGCCAAUCCCUGUGGCAGAGUACAUGAGGGAGGUGCUCACCAACCCUGUGAAGGGUUAUUAUGUGAGAAACAACAUGCUGGGACCUGAAGGAGAUUUCAUCACUUCACCAGAAAUCAGCCAGAUCUUUGGAGAGCUGAUCGGAGUGUGGAUCAUCAGUGAGUGGAUGGGGGCUGGUCAACCCAAACAGCUGCAGCUGGUUGAGCUCGGACCCGGAAAAGGAUCGCUGGCGAGCGACGUCCUCAGAGUUUUCAGUCAGUUGCAGUCGGUGCUGGGCGGGGCCUCUGUGUCGCUGCACCUGGUCGAGGUGAGUCCGGCUCUGAGUCUGCUUCAGGCUCAGAAUCUGACGGGAAACCGCAGCCAGGAGGCCGACGCAGAAGAUGAUCCGGUUUACCGCCGCGGAGAAACUGAUGCAGGGCUGCCGGUGUCGUGGUACCACCGGUUAGACGAUGUCCCGGCAGGAUUUAGUGUCUUUGUCGCUCAUGAGUUCUUUGACGCCCUGCCAAUUCACAAAUUCCAGAGGACGGAGAAAGGCUGGAGGGAGGUGUUGGUGGACAUCGACCCAGAGAAGCCGGACACGUUGAGGUUUGUCGUGGCGCCGGCUCCGACCCUGGCCUCGACGUCGCUCGUGCAGGCAGACGAAACCCGGGAUCAUGUGGAGGUGUCUGCAGAGGGCGGGGUCCUUGUGCAGCAGCUGGCCCGGCGCAUCAUAGAGGACGGCGGUGCGGCGCUGAUCAUCGACUAUGGCCACAAUGGAACCAAGACGGACACAUUCAGAGGUUUUAAAGGUCACCAGCUCCAUGAUGUCCUCGCCUCCCCUGGCUCUGCCGACCUCACCGCCGACGUGGAUUUCAACUAUCUGCGGAGGAUGGCGGGAGGAGGCGUGGCCUGUCUCGGCCCCGUCACUCAGAGGACGUUCCUGAAGAACAUGGGUAUCGACACCAGGAUGCAGGUUCUGCUGAGGAACUGCAGCGACCCGUCCACCAGGAAGCAGCUUAUCAGCAGCUACAACAUGCUGACCAACCCCGCCAAGAUGGGCGAGCGCUUCCAUUUCUUCAGCCUGCUGCACCCCAGUCGCCUUGCCAAACCCCAGAAACCAGAGGGGCUGAAGCUCGAGAAGAAGAAGAGCCCGGCACCGCUGCCUGUGGCCGGAUUCACCGAGCUCAAGUUCGCCUGAAAGAGACGACUGUGAAAGUUUGGCUGCCGAGUCAGAAGUGAGUGUAAACAACUACGCUGUCCCAAACUUCUUGAACUGACUGCACCACAAAGCAAACAAAGAGAUUUACAGAGCUGAAAACCAGCAGAACGGCUGCUUCAUCACUUCCUUUAAGCCUGUGUGAAAUUCAAAAUGGGUGAGUCAUUAAUUAGAUUCACUCCUGUAGAGUCAUUAUGAAGGAGGAAACUAUCCAAAAAGGCCAAAACUGUUCUUUUGUAGCUGUAAACAUGUUUGUUUCUGCUGUAAAGUUGAACUUUUUAAUAUGGAAGUCUAUGGGGACUUAUGGAGACAGCCUCAAGUGGACAUUAGAGGAACUGCAGUUUUUGGCACUUUAACUUAGGGAGUGUCAGAGUCAACAUUACAAGUUGUCUGUUGGUUUAAAAGAUCAUGUUCUGAUGUGUUUUAAAACAUAUUUAAGGAAAACACAUUGUGUAGUUUUAUGACCUAUAAAUAAACAUUUUUGAACAUU